Molecule: messenger RNA, 1399 nt
Organism: Daucus carota subsp. sativus
Lineage: Eukaryota; Viridiplantae; Streptophyta; Magnoliopsida; Apiales; Apiaceae
Product: protein SRG1
Exons: 4
Coding region: 17-1165 (382 amino acids)
Source: RefSeq, a predicted model, not a curated record
UACUAGCUCAAUACUCAUGCAUUCACAACUCAACUUUCAAACCAGUUUCCUUGCCUUAGAUUUCUAUACAAUGGCUCCUACUCCCAUUUUCCCAGUCAAGGUCGGGCACAUCGACGAUGUGCAGGAACUGAGGAAGGCUAAACAAUCAAACGUUCCUCAACGAUUUGUCCGUGACAUGGCUGAAAGGCCAGAACUUGCCACUACAGUCACUCACCCUAGUGACAUUCCUGUGAUUGAUUUGUCGAACCUUGUUAAGGGUGGCAAGGCUCGGUUUCAAGCAGAAAUUUUGAAACUCACUGCUGCUUGUGAGGAGUGGGGAUUUUUUCAGGUGAUAAAUCAUGGAAUUGAUGUGGAAGUUCUGUCAGACAUAGAGAAGAUGGCCAUGGAAUUUUUCAUGCUCCCUUUAGAGGAAAAACAGAAAUAUCCAAUGGCGCCAGGGACAGUUCAGGGCUACGGACAAGCAUUCGUGUUUUCAGAAGAUCAAAAGCUGGACUGGUGUAACAUGUUUGCUCUUGGUUUAGAGCCACACUACAUGAGAAACCUUAGUUUAUGGCCCAAAAAUCCUCCUACUUUUAGUGAAAGUAUAGAAAAUUAUUCAAGGGAGAUCAGGAAACUGUGCAAGAGUCUUAUGAGUUUUAUAGCAGUGAGCCUUGGGCUAAACAAAGACGUGUUUGAAGAUAUGUUCGGGGUAGCUGUGCAAGCUGUGAGAAUGAACUACUAUCCAGCAUGCCCAAGGCCAGACCUUGUUAUGGGAUUAAGCCCUCACUCUGAUGGGAGUGCUCUCACAGUUCUGCAGCAAGGAAAGGGUAGCUCGGUCGGACUUCAAAUCCUCAAGAACAACACUUGGGUCCCAGUGCAGCCCAUUCCAAAUGCCCUAGUCAUCAACAUUGGUGACACCAUAGAGGUACUAACCAAUGGGAGAUACAAAAGUGUGGAACAUAGAGCAGUGACUAACAAGGAAAAAGAUAGGUUGUCCAUAGUUACAUUUUAUGCACCAAGCUAUGACAUUGAGCUCGGACCAAUGCCAGAACUGAUGGAUGAAAAGAACCCUACCAAGUUCCGAAGAUACAACCAUGGAGAGUAUAGCAAACACUAUGUAACCAACAAACUCCAGGGAAAGAAAACACUGGAAUUUGCAAAGAUUCACCCCCAAGCUUCAUUCUAAAAAAAAGGGCCAGGCACAGUUUCACAACUUGGAGCAGCAAUUAACUAUGAACAGAAACUAUAACAUAAUUGUAAUCUAAAAUUUGGCUUGAACUAUUUAUCAGUAUCUGCAAGUUGGAAGGUGGAGAAUCAUAAAAUAUGGUUCUUUAGACUGUACAUGUAUCUCAGUAUCUGUAACUCAAAAUAUCUAGUGAUGCAUAUUAUCAAUAAUAUAUUAUGGGCCCUUUGUUUAUAA